AUGUCGUACGAAACUGACAGCUAUGACCAGCGCGAACGCGACCGCUCUCCCCGUCGCCGAUCUCGUUCGCCGCGUCGCUCUCGACGCUCCUACUCUCCCCGCAGCCGAUCGCGCAGCCGCGACGACUACCGCCGCAGUGAGCGUCGGUCGCGAUCGCCAAUAGGUGGUGCCCAGGGCACGGGAGCCUACCAGUCUUACGGAUCGAGUCGUGGAGGCCCGCCGCGCCCCCUCGACGCAGGCAACAAGGAGACCAUGAUGCAGACUAUCCGCGAGUCGUCCCAGCAGGACCGCCGUGUCUAUGUGGGGAAUCUGUCCUACGACGUGAAGUGGCAUCACCUGAAGGACUUCAUGAGACAGGCCGGCGAGGUCUUGUUCGCAGACGUGUUGCUGCUUCCGAAUGGAAUGUCAAAGGGCUGUGGCAUCGUGGAGUAUGCAACUCGGGAGCAGGCGCAGAACGCCGUGGCGACGCUCAGCAAUCAGAACCUGAUGGGUCGGCUCGUAUACGUUCGCGAGGAUCGAGAGGCCGAGCCUCGCUUCAGCAACCCUAGUGCCUCGCGCGGAGGCUUCGGCGGCGGUCCAGCAUUUGGCGGUGGAAACUUUGGCGCCGGCGGUGCUGGUGCUUAUCCUCCCCCCCCAGGCGGAGCCCGACAGGUCUAUGUUGCCAACCUUCCGUACAAUGUCGGCUGGCAGGACUUGAAGGACCUCUUCCGCCAAGCAGCUGUCACCGGAUCUGUCAUUCGCGCAGACGUCCACAUGGCUCCGGAUGGCCGCCCCAAGGGUUCCGGCAUUGUCGCAUUCGAUACCCCGGAGGACGCUCGGAACGCAAUCACCCAGUUCAAUGGAUAUGAAUGGCAGGGACGCAAUCUCGAGGUGCGCGAGGAUCGCUUUGCUGGCGCCCCUGGCGGUGGAUAUGGCCGUGGCGGCUUCGGAGGCGGCUUUGCCGGUCGCGGAGGCUUUGGUGGCCGCGGCGGAUUUGGUGGCCGCGGUGGCUAUGGAGGUGGCUUCGGAGGACGUGGUGGAUAUGCUGGCGGCGGAGGAGGUUUUGGUGGUGGCCCCAGUGCUGCUGCCCCCGCCUACGAUGCCACUGCUACGUCGAACCAACCGAAUCCAUUCACCGACUUUGCAACUUCUGGCGGAGAGCCGAGCAACACCAUCUAUGUCCGCAAUCUCCCAUGGUCUACCAGCAACGAGGAUCUGGUUGAGCUCUUCACCACUAUCGGUUCGGUCAAGCGCGCUGAGAUCCAAUACGAACCCAACGGACGCUCUCGCGGCACCGGUGUCGUCGAGUUUGAGAAGGGCACCGAUGCCGAGACCUCUAUUCAGAAGUUCACCGGUUACCAGUACGGCGGCAGGCCGCUUGGCUUGACCUACGUUCGCUACACUAACCAGAGCAACGGCGAUGCCAUGGAGGGCACCGAAGCGACCGCCGGCCUGACUCAGGACCAGAUCAUGUAA
Messenger RNA from Trematosphaeria pertusa, 1455 nucleotides. Its product is annotated as RNA-binding domain-containing protein. Gene Ontology annotation, molecular function: mRNA binding. Bases 1 to 1455 code for a protein of 484 amino acids. Lineage: Eukaryota; Fungi; Ascomycota; Dothideomycetes; Pleosporales; Trematosphaeriaceae. Gene Ontology annotation, cellular component: nucleus; cytoplasm. The transcript has 5 exons. The record is from RefSeq and is a predicted model, not a curated record.